Molecule: messenger RNA, 2578 nt
Organism: Ricinus communis (castor bean)
Lineage: Eukaryota; Viridiplantae; Streptophyta; Magnoliopsida; Malpighiales; Euphorbiaceae
Product: probable leucine-rich repeat receptor-like protein kinase At1g68400
Exons: 2
Coding region: 382-2400 (672 amino acids)
Biological process (GO): protein phosphorylation
Molecular function (GO): protein kinase activity; protein binding; ATP binding
Source: RefSeq, a predicted model, not a curated record
GAUUGAAGCUGAAGGCCUAACACUCCUAUAUUUAUUAAAGAAAGACUUAAUGAAAAUAAUCUUGCCGGAAAGCAAAGAAGACGGACAAAGAACCAUUACAAUAAGGACAGUGAAGUCUUUUCAGUUAAAAUUUAACUAGACAGUACAUAAGAGUACACGUUACACAUUUUUCACUUCAACCAUCUCGUUCUAUCCACCUCAAUCGCCAGUCAUUUUCCCAAACUGUAUUAUUCCUCAUUUAUUACCGCGAAGCCCCUUCACUUUCUCAUUAAUUACAUUCCUAUCCUCGUCUCUACAAAAAAUAACAUCGCUCACUGCUCCAUAAACUCACUUCCAAGCUCAGCGCUCUCCUUCACUCUCCACAAAUUUUGCAGAUCAACAAUGGCGGCAAAAGACCCACCGAUAUCUUUAGUCUCUCACUCCACCUUCUUUGUUUUGUGUCUUUGUUUCCAUCUUCUACAAGCUUCUUCGCCAAACCUAGAUUUGGAACCUUUGUUGAAGUUCAAAGCUUUAUCAGACGCAUCAAACAAUCUUGCAGACUGGAACUCAACAGCCAACGACGACCCUUGUAAUUUUACCGGUGUAUUCUGUUUCAAGAACAGAGUUUCUCGUCUUGUACUCGAAAAUCUUGGCUUAAAUGGCUCUUUCCAACCAUUAACAUCUCUCACUCAGCUUCGCGUCCUUAGUCUUAAAAGAAAUAACUUUUCUGGUCCAUUACCUGACCUCUCUAACCUCACUGCCUUGAAGCUUCUAUUUUUGUCUCAUAAUCAGUUUUCUGGUAACUUUCCAGGUUCUAUACAGUCUCUUUUCCGUCUUUACCGUUUGGAUCUAUCUUACAAUAACUUCUCCGGUAAUAUCCCAUUUUCCACGGUUAACCGUUUGACCCAUUUGUUAACUCUCCGGCUCGAAGAAAACCGGUUUAGUGGUCCUAUUGCUGGCUUAAAUAUCCCAACUUUGCAAGAUUUUAAUGUUUCAAGCAACGAACUUUCUGGUGAAAUACCCAAAUCUUUAUCAGGUCUUCCUGUUUCUGUUUUUGCUCAAAACGCUGGUCUUUGUGGAUCCCCAAUGCAGGUAUGUAAGGGUAGUGUAGUAACCGACCCAGCAAAACCCGGAUCUGAUGGUGCUAUUGCUUCUCCAUUAAUGCCUGUAGUAUCAUCAUCACCAAGCUCGAUACCUCCAAACAAAGCAACAAACACGACCCAUAACAAAACAACCAAAAUAGGCCGUUUAGCUAUAAUAGCCAUUGUACUUGGCGAUGUUUUAGUCUUAUCAGUAAUCUCUCUUCUUCUAUACUGCUACUUCUGGAGGAACUAUGCAGCUAAAAUGCGCGAAGGCAAGGGGUCAAAGCUACUAGAAACGGAGAAAAUAGUGUACUCGUCGAGUCCAUACCCCAACCAAGCAGGGUUCGAGCGGGGUCGGAUGGUGUUCUUCGAAGGGGUGAAAAAGUUCGAGCUGGAAGAUUUGUUAAGAGCAUCUGCGGAGAUGUUGGGGAAAGGUGGGUUCGGAACGGCAUAUAAGGCGGUGCUCGAUGACGGGAAUGUGGUGGCUGUUAAAAGACUGAAGGAUGCUAAUGUUGGAGGGAAGAGAGAGUUUGAGCAGCAUAUGGAGGUUUUAGGGAGAUUAAGGCAUCCGAAUUUGGUUAGCUUGAAAGCUUAUUAUUUUGCUAGAGAAGAGAAGCUUCUCGUCUAUGAUUACAUGCCUAAUGGUAGCUUGUUUUGGCUUCUUCACGGUAACCGAGGACCGGGAAGAACUCCACUAGACUGGACCACGAGGCUCAAAAUAGCAGCAGGAGCAGCCCGUGGGCUAGCCUUUAUUCACAACUCAUGCAAGUCUCUUAAGCUCACACAUGGUAACAUCAAAUCCACAAACAUCCUUUUGGACAAAUCAGGCAAUGCACGCGUCUCAGACUUUGGGCUCUCUCUCUUUGCAUCACCCACCAAUGCUGCCCCUAGACCCAAUGGUUACCGUGCCCCUGAAUUAUCAUCCGACGGUCGGAAACCAAAUCAGAAAUCUGAUGUGUACUCGUUUGGGGUGUUGCUACUUGAGUUAUUAACGGGGAAAUGCCCUUCUAUAAUGGACUGCGGUGGCCCCGGAAGUGGGUACGGUGGGGUCGUGGAUUUGCCUAGGUGGGUCCAGUCUGUUGUGAGAGAAGAAUGGACGGCUGAGGUUUUUGAUUUAGAGUUGAUGAGGUAUAAGGAUAUUGAGGAGGAGAUGGUGGGAGUGUUGCAGAUUGCUAUGGCGUGUACUGCAUCACCGCCUGAUCAACGGCCUAGAAUUAGCCACGUGGUUAAGAUGAUUGAGGAGAUGCGAGGAGUGGAAGUAUCGCCCUGUCAUGAAACAUACGACUCGGUUUCGGAUUCGCCUUGCGUGUCUGAGGACACGUGUGGAGCUAGCCAGUGAGUGAAAGAUUAUUUCUUGGCGUUUAUUUAAUUUUAUAAAGUACUGAGAUUAAGAAGGUUAGGUGUAAAUCAAGGGUUGCCUUUUUCUAUUUUUACUUUAGAGAUUCUUAACCAGAGUCUUUUUCUUUUCCUGUUAAAUGAGCAUUUGGCCUUAAUCAAAUCAUAUUCUUCUUCUUGCC